AUGAACUCAUUUCCUGCGUUCUCUGAGACGUUUACCUUCGAUGAUUGCGAGUCUCCGGUUUCCUUGGGCGGAGAUUACUGUCCGACGCUGGCGACGAGCUGUCCGAAGAAACCGGCGGGACGGAAGAAGUUUCGGGAGACUCGUCACCCAAUUUACAGAGGAGUUCGUCGGAGAAACUCCGGCAAGUGGGUGUGCGAAGUUAGAGAGCCAAACAAGAAAACGAGGAUUUGGCUCGGGACUUUCCUAACAGCCGAGAUGGCAGCGCGUGCUCACGACGUCGCCGCCAUAGCCCUCCGUGGCAGAUCCGCCUGUCUCAAUUUCGCUGACUCGGCUUGGAGGCUCCGAAUCCCGGAAUCAACCUCCGCCAAAGAUAUCCAGAAGGCCGCGGCUGAAGCCGCAGCGGUGGCUUUUGAGGAUGAGAGGAGUGAUACGACGACGGAACAUGGCCUGGACAUGGGGGAAACGAUGGUGGAGAUGGCUAUUAUAGAAACGGUGGAACAGAGUGAUGUUGCGUUUUAUAUGGACGAUGAGGCUAUGUUUGGGAUGCCGAGGUUGCUGGCUAAUAUGGCGGAAGGGAUGCUUUUGCCGCUGCCGUCUGUACAGUGGAGUCAUAGUUAUGACGUCGAGGGAGAUGCUGACGUGUCCCUUUGGAGUUAUUAA
Molecule: messenger RNA, 660 nt
Organism: Microthlaspi erraticum
Lineage: Eukaryota; Viridiplantae; Streptophyta; Magnoliopsida; Brassicales; Brassicaceae
Source: the annotation of a GenBank genome assembly